AUGGGCGACCACACCAGCGUCAAAUUCUCCAACCUCGCCGCCAUCAUCCAAGAGUUUAACGUGGACGGCCAAAACAUCGUGCAGGGCUUCACAAAGAAGGAAUACUAUGAGAAAUACAACGCCCCCUGGUUCGGCGCGACUAUAGGCCGCGUUGCUAACCGCAUCAAGAACGGCAUCAUUGGCGACCUUAAUGACCGCGAGUACAAGCUCGAGACGAACAAUGCGCCCAACGCUCUGCAUGGGGGUAGUCGUGGAUUCGGACGGCUGGAAUUCGAGGGGCCGACGAUUACCAAGCGCGACGGCAAGGAUUCUCUGCUUUAUACUUAUCUGAGUCCUGAUGGUGACCAAGGGUAUCCCGGCACCUUGGAGCUGAGGGUCUACUACGUCGUCAGCGAGGAGGUCGAAGACGGGAUUCCACGAUCAAUUCUCAACAUCGAGUACGAGGCUGAGUUGGUUGGAGAUGAGGUCGAAGAGACUGUCGUCAACAUUACCAACCACAGCUACUUCAAUCUCAGCGGCGGCCCCAGCGCCGCAGAAGGAACCACCGCUAAACUUGCUACAAGAGACUAUCUCCCACUAGAGACCGGUAUCCCGCUCGGCCCAGUCGAGCAGCACUCAGUUGACACGACGCUGCCCUUCGAGUUCGGUCCCAACAAGGCCGCCUUCGACGACUGCUUCGUCGUGGACCGCGACCUAAGCGCUGUGCAGAUUGACACGCGCAGCCGGCCGUUGAAGCUCCUCGCCGAGUUCCGACACCCAGACACCCGCAUGAACCUGCAGGUGCAUAGCACGGACCCAGCCUUCCAGUUCUAUUCAGGCGCCGGUAUCGACGUGCCUCAAGCUGACGGGGAUAACCCUGCGCGGGGUGCUUGGGCGGGGUUCUGUAUUGAACCCAGCCGGUACGUCAAUGCCGUUAACGAGCCUGAGUGGCGCCACACUGUUGUUUUGAAGAAGGGGGAGAAGUAUGGAAGCAAGAUUGUGUAUAAGGCGUGGAGGGGUUGA
This is a messenger RNA of Aspergillus puulaauensis, 1002 nucleotides long. Its product is annotated as aldose epimerase family protein. Gene Ontology annotation, molecular function: carbohydrate binding; aldose 1-epimerase activity. Lineage: Eukaryota; Fungi; Ascomycota; Eurotiomycetes; Eurotiales; Aspergillaceae. The record is from RefSeq and is a predicted model, not a curated record. Gene Ontology annotation, biological process: beta-D-galactose catabolic process via UDP-galactose, Leloir pathway; glucose metabolic process. The transcript is spliced from 2 exons. The coding region runs from base 1 to 1002 and encodes 333 amino acids.